AUGGAAUUCCUGUUUCCUGGAGAUCAAUUACUUAAACCCGUCAAAAGUGGUCGAUUGAAUUCGCCAUUACGUACAAUUAGUCCUUUAUUGAAGGAAAAUAUUAAUACUCGAUCAAUAUCACCACUUCGACCUAAUAUUACAGUUACACAUGCUGAUGAAAAUUAUACUAAUCAUAGUACUGGUACAACUACAAUACGGUCAAGAGAUACUUCAAGAGAACGUGAAAGAGAACGGUUGGAUUAUACUGAUCUUGAAGUAAUGGCCAAAUUACAACUUGAGAAUUUACGUCAAGCUGAGCGACAAGGUCCAUUGUUUAAACGUUUUGCUGAUACACCAAUAACUCGCCAAAGUUCUGUAAUAAAUGAACCAUCUCGUAAUAAUCAAAAAUUAAGUGAGAUAGAACUUUGGACUGAAUAUUAUCGUGUUGGUACAAUGGAUGCAUUUCAAUUGUUUCAUAAACAACAAUUUGAACAAGCUUUUGUUGAAUUUAAUGAUUUUUUAACUGAUCCAGCUGAUGUUAUAUCAUUAUUUGCACCAUUAUCAGCUGAUGUAUGGUUAACAAAAUCAUAUAAUGAAUUAAAUACAUUUGUUAAACAACAUCGACAUUUUGCUGAACCAAAUGAUUUUGUUGGAGUUAAAUUUGAAAGUGCUUUACAUGAAUUACAACGUUAUUUAACUGAUUUACGUCGAAUAUUCCAAACAGUUUUUCGACGUUCACCAGAUAGUUGGCUUGAAGUUCAGUCACUUGUUCGAAAUCAACUUAUAUUAAAACCUGUUCGUGAUUUAUUAAUUAUUGUUGAAACAGCUUUACUUAAAUCUUAUUUAAUCGAUAAUAAUAAUAUAUUAGCUAAUGCAUUAUUACGUAAUCAAGAUAAUUGUUGUUUACCAUCGGAAGUUGAAAAAGAACUUAAAAAACAUCAUCGUCGUCAAGAAUUAGUUUCAUUUUAUGAAAAACAAAAUCGACAUAGUGAAGCAUUAGAAUUAAUUACAAAUACAGAAACAUUAUCAACACGUGAAAAUAUUCUUAAUUAUUUAUCAAAGCUUGAUGAUAAUCAAUUAACAUUAAUUUUUAAAUAUAUUGAACCAAUGAUAAAAUCAGCUUUAGAAGAAAAAAAUAAUGAAAAUAUUCUUCAUGAUAUAUUAAUAUUAUUUGUUGGAGAAUCAACACCAAUAUCACCAUCAUCAAUGGAUAUGUCAAAUAUAGGAACAAUUAAACUUAAUCCGAUUGAAGUAUAUGGAUUUUUAAAAGAUAUUAAUCAAGAUUUCGCAAUAAAAUAUUUAGAAACUAUUUGUUUAAAACCAGAACUUGGUUCUAAACAACGUGAUAUUCAUAAUCGUCUUGUUUAUGCAUAUUGUGAUCGUAUUAAACAAUUAUCUAAUGAAUUUAAACCAAUGAUUAAAGCUAAACAACAAAAAGUUAAAAGUGAUCAACAACAAAUUUAUGAAGACAAUGAUGUAAUUGCAACUCAAUCAUCAUUAUCUGGUCCAUCAUCAUCAGUUAGUAGUGACAAUUAUUCUGCAAUAUCUUCAAUAAAAAAACAGAAAACUGAAUAUGAAAAUAAAUUAAAAUUCUUUUUACUUAAUCAGAAUUGUCAAUGUGAUUGUGAUAAAUUAGAAGCAUAUUUUCUUCAAGAACAAAAUGAUGCAUCAAAUGAACAUUUAUUUAGUUUACAUUAUGCUAUUGUACUUGGUAAAUUAGGUCGACAUGAAUUAGCACUUGAAACAUUUGUAAAAAAUGGUUUUUAUACAGAUGCUGAACGUUAUUGUGAAACUAUUUAUUCCAAUGGUAAUCUCCAAUUAGCACAUGAUCUUUAUCGUCGUUUAAUUGAAUUUUAUUUAAAAAAAAGUAAUGAUGGAAAUUUAAAUGAAAAUAGUUUAAAAACAAUUUUACGUAUUGUUAAUAAUGCAUCCGAACGUCUUGAUCCAGUACAAACAUUAGAAAUUUUACCAGGUCUAUUAAAAUUAAAUAAUUUAAAAGAUUUUAUUGAACAUGCAUUACAAACAUGUUCAACAAAUAAACGUAGUUCACAAUUAGAACGUAAUUUACUUUUUUUAAAAUUACUUCGUACACAAUCAAAUCGUAUAUCAAGUGAGAAUCAUUCGUUUAUAAUUGAUGCUGAUUCAACAUGUGCUCGAACAGAAUGUACACAACCAUUUACAGCAACACAAGCUGUUAUGGAUUUUGAUGAAUUUAUUGAAUCUUUGGAAAGUUUACCAAUUGAUUUAAGUCGUAAUCUUCGACUAUUACGAGAACUUGAUGAUAAAAGUUUAUCGUUAAAAUCAGAAUGUUCAACAAUUGCAACAAAAUAUCAACAAACAAAAUCUCAUGAUGAAAAAUAUAACUUGAUUCAAAUAUUAAAUGAUUUACAAUCUCGACGUUUAUUACAUGCCAACGAAAAAAUAACAUUAGCUAAUCAAGCAUAUGAAAUGGUUGAAAAACAUAUUCGUCGUUUAGAUGAUGUACUUGAAGAGUUAGCAGCACAGCCACAAAUAAAUACAACUAGUAAUCGAAAGAAAAAACGAACAAUAUCAACAAAUGAUGAUAUAAAUUCAAAUAAAAAACGACGUAAAUUAGAUAAACCAUUAAAUCAAGUACAAAAUAAAACUUCUAUUAAAAAGAAAGACCAACAGGAAUUAACCAAAGUUGAACCUGUUGGUUUAGAUUUAUUUCCAAUUGAUCCAUAUGAACCACGAUAUUGUAUAUGUAAUCAAGUAUCAUUUGGACGUAUGAUUGCAUGUGAUAAUCCACAUUGUCAAAUAGAAUGGUUUCAUUUUGCAUGUGUUAAACUUGAAGAAGAACCUAAAGGAAAAUGGUUUUGUGAGAAAUGUCGAUCAAUAUCAAAUUAA
Rotaria sp. Silwood2 is the source of this 2847-nucleotide messenger RNA. The record is from the annotation of a GenBank genome assembly. NCBI's taxonomy places the organism in Eukaryota, Metazoa, Rotifera, Eurotatoria, Philodinida, Philodinidae.